AUGAACUUUAGUCUCCCUCCUCGCCCGCAGUAUAAUUCUCAACAGCAUUUUGGGCGGAACGUUAGACGCAACCCAACCUGGGGAGUGGGCUCUGGUUAUCACGCCCAAGACAAGAUCAGAUACAUUCAUGCCAACUAUCGCUUCGUUGUCAAACCUUCCGGUGACUAUCGUGCCCAAGCCGUUGACGCGGAUGUACACCUCGAUUGGGAUAAUGUCUUGCAGAUCUUGGUUUCCGCGCAAUCGCAGGCCACCAACUGUCCUAUCUGCUUGUCAAAACCAGUGGCUCCCCGAAUGGCGAAAUGUGGCCAUAUAUUCUGCUUGCCAUGUCUCAUACGUUACAUGCACUCUACUGAUGACACAAAUCCCAUCCCAGAGAAGCGAGCUAGAUGGAAGAAGUGCCCAAUAUGCUACGACAUCAUUUAUAUUUCCGAGACGCGGCCUGUGCGGUGGUUUGUUGGUCAGGAAGGCGAACGUCCUCAGGAAGGGACCGACGUUGUGCUCAGACUUCUGAUUAGGAGACCUGGAAGCACCCUUGCUUUGCCUCGUGAUGGCGCUGAGAUGCUUGAGAAUACGGAAGAGAUACCUUGGUAUUCAGCUGCAGAGGUUAUGGAUUACGCUCGGAUCAUGAAAGGAAGUGAGGACUACAUGAUGGAGCAAUACGACGAAGAAGUUGAGGAGCUACGGCAGCAAGAGAGAGAGGAUGAAUUGAUGUUUGGCGAAGAUUCUCAGUGGACAAGGAAAGCUUUCGCGUCUAUUGACGAAGCGACAAGGAAAAUUGAAGGUAUUGGUAAUCCACCAAGUGCGCCUCAAGUACCGAGAGAAAGAAAGCCUCGACGUCCACCUAUUGAAUAUCGAACGGAUACUGAUGAAAUGCCCGAGCACUACGUACACCAACAUGCUCAGAGAUCUGGUCAGUCGUCAUCAAGGGGCUCUGUCAUUGCUCAGUAUGAGAGAUCUGGCUCAGCCGUAGCCACGGAGACAUCCAGAAUACCAGGCGCCCGAAAUCAAGCCGCAAAGAUUGCAGACGGUACUAGCUCCUCAUCGGCUGAAGCUCUCCUCCACUUCUACCUCUCAUCGCUUGACAUAAGAAUACUCAAGGCAGCAUUUGGAGACUAUCCUUCCUUCCCAACCACGAUUCUACCACGAGUGGAACACGUUUCAACUGGGCACAUUUUAGAUGAUGAGCUCCGAAAGCGAGCGAAAUAUCUCGGCCACCUGCCCCACGGCUGCGAAGUGGGCUUCCUGGCAUGUGACUGGACUGACGUUGUCUCUCCUGAGAUUUUGGAGCAUUUUGGUUCCGAAAUCGAACGUAGACGUAAAAGGAACAACGAAAAAGCAACGCGCGAGGAGAAGGAGCGGCUUCGUGCAGAGAAAGAAGAAGACGACAAACGAUGGGCUACCGCACGCAGGAAGAGACCCAGUCUCAGUCAUGACAUUCACUCUGGUGUGGAGUUCCAGCCAUUACCCGAUCCCUCUGCAGCGGACAUUCAUGCAUCGUCGACUUCACCCCCUUGGGUCGGAUCAAAGGGGCAGCAAGGCUCGGCAUUUGCUACAUUAGCAUCGCCAUCUACGAGUCCAACAACUCAAAGGACCGUCUGGGGAACACGAAUUGCAGCACCUUCGACACCACCAACAGCUCCUAUCGAUGGAGACGACGAAGUACCAGGUGACGACGGUUGGCUCCAGGACUGGGAAACACAGCUGCUUCGCGACGAAGAGCUGACAGCUCAGAUCGAAGGCAUGCGAAUCGAAACGAGCAAUUCAACACAGGUCGUGGCGAGUAGUGGCAAGAAGAAGAAGGGCAAGAAAAUCACACUAAUGAGCACGAAUGCACGUAGAGGAGCUUGA
Messenger RNA from Bacidia gigantensis, 1848 nucleotides. RefSeq lists its product as uncharacterized. Gene Ontology annotation, biological process: positive regulation of transcription by RNA polymerase II. Bases 1 to 1848 code for a protein of 615 amino acids. Lineage: Eukaryota; Fungi; Ascomycota; Lecanoromycetes; Lecanorales; Ramalinaceae. The record is from RefSeq and is a predicted model, not a curated record. Gene Ontology annotation, molecular function: transcription cis-regulatory region binding; metal ion binding. The transcript has 3 exons.